Hyposmocoma kahamanoa is the source of this 680-nucleotide messenger RNA. RefSeq names its product histidine-rich glycoprotein-like. Bases 259 to 675 code for a protein of 138 amino acids. Lineage: Eukaryota; Metazoa; Arthropoda; Insecta; Lepidoptera; Cosmopterigidae. The record is from RefSeq and is a predicted model, not a curated record. The transcript has 3 exons.
CCAUCGAUAUGUUAAGAAGAAGACCUACUGCAAUAGUGGGGUAAAGAGAAACAUCGCAGAACACUACAUGUUACUAUAAGCAAAGGUGCAUUGUGAUCGAUCUGCACCAAUUGACUAGCGAUAGACCGUAAAAUCGGUAGAAAGUUCAAAUUCGUUUCGAUUCUCUCCAAACUGACUUAUAAGAGUCGGUGACCAAGUUGGAUUGAGUCAUUGUCAACACUGAGAAACUGGGGAAAGGAAGCCAAUUGAUUCGCGAAUAUGGAUUACAAAGUAGUGCUAAUACUAUCAUGCGUUCUCGCUCUAACAUCGGCGUGGUCGGUACCGUUCUAUCCUGUACGAGGCCCGCCGAGGUACACCCGCCAUAUUCAACCUCCUCCACAUUUCCAUCCACUGACGCAUAGAGUGCCUAGCUCUGCAUAUGUGCGUGAGGUCCAAGAAGAGGAAAAUCAACGGCAGCGUCCCAAAAGAGACCACGACUUCGACCACCAUGACCACCACGACCAUCACGACCACCAUGACCACCACGACCACCGCAACCACCGCGACCAUCGCGACCAUCACGACCGUCGAACCAGCGGCGUGACUGGCCCCGUCCAUACUUUUAUCAAGACAGACAAGAAUGCCAACUACAAAUGGGGUGUUAGACAUCACGUAGGGAGUAAAUACGCUCCAUAACAUAU